AUGGUGAAAUACCUCCUGAUAUUGACCUUGGCAGCCGUGGUCACAGCCCGCACGGCUACCACAUCACAGAACAAAUUAGAAGGAAGAAGUUCAGAUGAUACAUUAUUAGGAGACUUGAAACUAGCGUAUGAGACAUACAAAGAUUGCAGUGAAUCAGACAUCGCACAUUGUCUGAAGAGGAAAUUAGCGAAGACUCUGACGAGGCUAUCAAAAGCUGAUGAAGUGGAUCUGAUUAAUGGAGUGACGAUUACCAAAGAUAAAGAUGCAAAGUUUGUUGAGAAGGAGGAAGCAAUUCCUAGAGGGUUGGACGAUGGAUCGUUGAACAAUCUAAUUUUGGACAAGGUCGUCAAUUUCAUGAGGUCCCAUGUGUUCCAGGUCAAAUUCCCAACUGAAGAUGUCAACGACAUUCAAGGAGAAGAAGGUCGUAACAAAAAGAAGAAACUAGCUCCUUUCUUGGCAAUCCCAAUUCUCAUCGGUGGAAUGAUGGUACCACUUGCUUUUGGAGCCCUGGCACUGUUAGCUGGAAAGGCACUCAUCGUUUCCAAAUUGGCCUUGGUUCUCGCUGGUAUCAUUGGGUUGAAGAAACUAUUAUCAUCCAAUGGAAAUGGAGAAGCUCACGAGGUUGUAGUAUCGGCAGGACAUGCUGGCCCUGGGUGGAGCAGGUCGAUCGAGAAGGCACAUGAUCUGGCGUACAAUGCCCACACCCAAUAG
Messenger RNA from Arctia plantaginis, 711 nucleotides. The record is from the annotation of a GenBank genome assembly. NCBI's taxonomy places the organism in Eukaryota, Metazoa, Arthropoda, Insecta, Lepidoptera, Erebidae.